AUGGUGCAGCAUUUGAGAAAACCGACACCGGAAAUAAGGAAAUUUAGCGGAAAUCCAUUGGAAUAUAGGAAGUUUUUAAGACAAUUUGAAUCAAAGGUUGUUUUGAACUGUGAACAAGAUGAUGAGAAGAUGAAUUACCUCGAGCAGCUGACAUUUGGAGAAGCACAUAAGGUAGUAUCUAGUUACAGUCACCUGCCAGGCGAUAGAGCAUAUAAGGCAUCAAUGCGUCAUCUUGAAGAGCGAUAUGGUGAUACAGAUGUGAUGGCCUCAGCCUUUAUUAAAAAGGCAUUGGAUUGGCCCAAUAUUAAAUCAGGAGAUAUUCAAUCUUUGGACGAAUUUGCAUUGUUUUUGGUUGAAUGUCAGUAUGGCACGGAGAGUAUGGAAGCCGGAAGUGUUUUAGAGUAUUCUGAAAAUAUCAAACGUCUAAUGUCAAAAUUGCCCUUCCAUAUGCAUGAUCGCUGGAGAAAUGUUGUUUUUCGUGUAAAAGAUUCACAUAGAACAGUUAAAUUUAAUGACUUUGUGAACUUUGUAAAAGCAGAAGCCAAAAAAGCUACAGAUCCGACAUAUGGCAACAUUGCCAUGAAUUAUUCAAAUUCUAGAAAUACGAAUCAACAGCGACAACAUGGACAAAAGGUUUCAAAUCUCGUCCACGUGAAGACCGAAUCGCUUACUUGA
Molecule: messenger RNA, 675 nt
Organism: Mytilus trossulus (common blue mussel)
Lineage: Eukaryota; Metazoa; Mollusca; Bivalvia; Mytilida; Mytilidae
Exons: 2
Coding region: 1-675 (224 amino acids)
Source: RefSeq, a predicted model, not a curated record